AUGCAUAAGGUGGCUAUCCCAUACCACUCUCAGACAAAUGGUCAAGCGGAACUCUCAAACAGAGAAAUUAAGCUCAUUCUUGAAAAGACAGUGCAACCUAACAGAAAGGAUUGGAGCAAAAGGCUAGAUGAUGCACUUUGGACAUAUUGUAUAGCAUAUAAAAGCCUGAUUGGCAUGUCUCUAUAUUGGAUUGUCUUUGGUAAAGCUUGUCAUCUAUCAGUAGAGGUAGAGCACAAGGCAUAUUGGGCUAUCAAAAGCUGUAGCCUUGAUCUUGCUAGUGCUGGUGCUGAAAGAAAGUUACAAUUGCAAGAACUUGAAGAGCUUAGGAGAGAAGCAUAUGGGAAUGCUCAGAUCUACAAGGAAAGAACUAAGGCUAUCCAUGACAAGCUUAUCUUGAGAAGGGAGUUUCACCUCCGUUCUGAAUGGGAAGGACCUUUCAUUGUCACUAAUGUUUUUCUUUAUGGAGCUGUAGAGAUUAAGAGAGAGCCAACUGGAAGAUGCUUCACAGUCAAUGGUCAUCGCUUGAAGCCUUACUACGAGGGAUUCUCCAUCUACGAUGUAGAGGUUAUCACACUAUGA
Molecule: messenger RNA, 579 nt
Organism: Neltuma alba
Lineage: Eukaryota; Viridiplantae; Streptophyta; Magnoliopsida; Fabales; Fabaceae
Exons: 2
Coding region: 1-579 (192 amino acids)
Molecular function (GO): nucleic acid binding
Source: RefSeq, a predicted model, not a curated record